CAUUGCGGCAUUGCAAUUCACAAUACCGGGGCUCCUCCCGUGACUACUACAUAGCAACAUCCCUAGCCCGAUUUCAAUAAUCACAAAGCUGAUACCAUGCACUCUUGAUGCAAGCGUCUGCCCUGCUACUAGGUUUAGGUCAAAUACACACCGGGAGAUGGAAAUUUCAAAGGGAAUCACACUUAUUACUGGAGAAAGAAAGGCCAUUCCUCUCCUUCCCCGAUGCGGCUGCAGACGAAGAUCCGAGUUGCUGCUGCUGCAAGGAUGAAGAACCAUACCCUCAAGAAUGCCCAAUCCACAGUGAUUACAGAAACUUUCGAACGACGGAGGAAGUUCGACCAGGAGAGACGUCCAUGCACGUCUCUCAUUAUUUCUGCUUUUUACAAACGCGAUAUCGAUGCGAGGUAUCGCCGAUAUCAAUUGUUAUCAAUUUACGUUGUCGUGAUGUUAUUCUCUUUUCCGGCUUAUGGAUAUUGUAUAAGACACGCUCCAUAAAUUGUUUUAAGAAAUCAUGCAAGUGGCGACACUCUUGUAGCGGAGUGCAUGAGAAGAUCGCCUCUCAACCGCAUUUCACCUCGAACACGAGGAAACGCCUUCCAGUACUCUUCCUCAUGAUCUAGACUUUGAGCUUAUGGGAAGCACCUGCGUCGCAACUCAACCGAACAUCUGAAUCUAACCAGCUCGCGCCAUAAGUUGGUUCAGAGCCACUCUCUUCCGAUGGGUGCCUCAAGGUGAUUUGUGUAUGACACUCAAGCUCAAGCUCGGAAGUGGCAUAGUCAGCAUCGUGGAGAAAUUAUGGCCUAGCGGUUUCGUUCUCCGUCCGGUCAAAAAUAUCUUGUUCAACUUAUUCACUACCUUAGCAAACCCGUCCUCGUCUCUCGAAUAAUCAGUUGUUAGCUUCUCGAAAGCAGUGGG
Molecule: messenger RNA, 915 nt
Organism: Cantharellus anzutake
Lineage: Eukaryota; Fungi; Basidiomycota; Agaricomycetes; Cantharellales; Hydnaceae
Exons: 6
Coding region: 108-620 (170 amino acids)
Source: RefSeq, a predicted model, not a curated record